AUGGGCAACCUCUGCGGCAAGCAGUCCAAAGACGGCUUCGACGGCCCCGGGCGGACGCUGGGCUCUGCGCCGGCGCCAGCGACCAAAGCCUCGGUUCCAGCGGGCGCAAACGCGAAAGUGAGCGCUGGGUCGACACAGAAGCGCACUGUGGGCGGACCACCACGGACGCUGGGGGAGAGAAAUGCGGCAAGCGAUCCUAGGAGUGCGGCUGCGGCCGCUGCAGAGGCACGCGCAAACAAGAACACAACUGGCGACCUCCAGAAGAAGCUCGACGCACAGAAGAGGCAGACACGCGAACAAACGCUGAAGGAGGUCGCAAACGAGAACAACCGGCACCGCGAUGCAGAGGAGACAAGGGCUGCACAGACGCACCUUUGA
Didymella exigua CBS 183.55 is the source of this 378-nucleotide messenger RNA. RefSeq lists its product as uncharacterized. The transcript has 2 exons. The coding region runs from base 1 to 378 and encodes 125 amino acids. The record is from RefSeq and is a predicted model, not a curated record. NCBI's taxonomy places the organism in Eukaryota, Fungi, Ascomycota, Dothideomycetes, Pleosporales, Didymellaceae.